AUGACCCAGCCAGGGGAGAAAGUGGGUAAAUGUAUUUCCUGUCAGGAAACUCAGAAGGACCUCAAGGAAACCACAACACAACAGGAAAUCCUCAGCAGAAAGAGAAAAAAUACAUGCAGUGAGUUUGGGAAAAACGUAUGUGAUUGCUCCAUCCUUAUAAAGCAUCACAGAAUCCACACAGGGAAGAGGCCCUAUGAAUGCACUGAGUGUGGAAAAUGCUUCACUGACAGCUCAUCCCUUUCUCGACAUCAGAGAAUCCACACAGGGGAGAGGCCCUAUGAAUGCAGUGAGUGUGGGAAAACCUUCAGUCGCAGUUCACACCUUAUUACGCAUCAGAGAAUUCACACAGGGGAGAGGCCCUAUGAAUGCAGUGAGUGUGGUAAAUGCUUCACUAGCAGCUCAGGCCUUUAUCGACAUCAGAGAAUCCACACAGGGGAGAGGCCCUAUGAAUGCAGUGAGUGUGGUAAAUGCUUCACUAUCAGCUCAGGCCUUUAUCAACAUCAGAGAAUCCACACAGGGGAGAGGCCCUAUGAAUGCACUGAGUGUGGAAAAUGCUUCCCUAGCAGCUCAGCCCUUUCUCAACAUCAGAGAAUCCACACAGGGGAGAGGCCUUAUGAAUGCAGUGAGUGUGGGAAAAACUUCACUAUCAGGUCAAACCUUCUUACCCAUCAGAAAAUCCACACAGGGGAGAGGCCCUAUGAAUGCAGUGAGUGUGGGAAAAACUUCACUAGCAGCUCAAACCUUCUUGCCCAUCAGAGAAUCCACACAGGGGAGAGGCCCUAUGAAUGCAGUGAGUGUGGAAAAUGCUUCACUGGCAGCUCAGCCCUUUAUCAACAUCACAGAAUCCACACAGGGGAGAGGCCCUAUGCAUGCAGUGAGUGUGGUAAAUGCUUCACUAGCAGCUCAGGUCUUUAUCAACAUCAGAGAAUCCACACAGGGGAGAGGCCCUAUGCAUGCAGUGAGUGUGGAAAAUGCUUCACUGACAGCUCAGCCCUUUCUCAACAUCAGAGAAUCCACACAGGGGAGAGGCCUUAUGAAUGCAGUGAGUGUGGGAAAAACUUCACUAUCAGGUCAAACCUUCUUACCCAUCAGAGAAUCCACACAGGGGAGAGGCCCUAUGAAUGCAGUGAGUGUGGGAAAAACUUCACUAUCAGCUCAGCCCUUUCUCAACAUCAGAGAAUCCACACAGGGGAGAGGCCCUAUGAAUGCAGUGAAUGUGGGGGAAAAUUCAGUCGCAGCUCAGACCUUAUUACACAUCAGAGAAUCCACACAGGGAAGAGGCCCUAUGAAUGCAGUGAGUGUGGAAAAUGCUUCACUAACAGCUCAGCCCUUUCUCAACAUCAGAGAAUCCACACA
Mauremys reevesii (Reeves's turtle) is the source of this 1356-nucleotide messenger RNA. Its product is annotated as zinc finger protein 418-like. The transcript has 3 exons. The annotation marks the transcript as partial. The record is from RefSeq and is a predicted model, not a curated record. NCBI's taxonomy places the organism in Eukaryota, Metazoa, Chordata, Testudines, Geoemydidae.